Morone saxatilis (striped sea-bass) is the source of this 656-nucleotide messenger RNA. RefSeq names its product regulator of G protein signaling 5b (gene rgs5b). Lineage: Eukaryota; Metazoa; Chordata; Actinopteri; Moronidae. The coding region runs from base 113 to 649 and encodes 178 amino acids. The record is from RefSeq and is a predicted model, not a curated record. The transcript is spliced from 5 exons.
AGCUGCGACUCACUUACAGCAAGAAAGACAGCUCUGUGAGACGCUGCAUACUUUAGAAACAACUGUUAAAACCUUUGGAAAUAUCCACCAGUAAGCAGGAAACCAUCUCAUCAUGUGUAGAGGACUUGAAUCGCUGCCUAUUACCUGCCUGGAGAGGGCAAAGGAGCUGAAAGCUUUGUUUGGAAGUUUACUACAGAAGUCAGAUCACAGCAUCACUGGCCAGUCAAAGAAAAAUGACAAACUGAGGUUAAAUGUCGACGAGCCUUUGAAAUGGAAGGAGUCGUUUGACAAACUGUUGUCCAGUCAAAAUGGACUGUGCCUGUUCAGAGCCUUCCUGGUCUCAGAGUUCAGUGAAGAAAACAUUGCCUUCUACUUGGCUUGUGAGGACUACCAGACAACUAAACCUUCAAAACUGGCCACCAAAGCCAAGAAAAUUUACGACGAGUUCAUCGGCUCUGAUGCGCCACGAGAGGUAAAUCUUGAUCAUGUGACCAAAGCCAUCACAAAGGAGAACAUGGAGCAUCCCAGACAGUCCUGUUUCGAACUGGCGCAAGCCAAAAUCUACAACCUGAUGGAGAAAGACUGCUACCCUCGCUUCCUUAAAUCCUCCAUAUACUUGGAGGUCAGCAGAAAGGCCAAGACAGCGUAACAAACUU